AUGGAUCAUAACAAGGGCUAUAGUCAACAUGUGUUCGACUGGGAGAUUCGAGAUGAAAUGAGAAACGUAGUUAUGAGGGGCAUGAUCGGUGUUGAGGUACAGUUAAUAAAAGUACCAUCUGAUUCUCGGAAUAAGGGGUUGGUUGGGCCUUUUAAAGUCGAAUGUUUGUCGGUGCUGGCGUGGUUGAGGUUAGCGUUGUUUGCUGAUGCUGACGGUGUUUGCGUUAGUGAUGCUGAGGACGCUGGCGUUGUUGGUGAUGCUGAGGACGCUGGCGUUGUUAGUGAUGCUGAGGACGCUGGCGUUGUUAGUGAUGCUGAGGACGCUGGCGUUGUUAGUGAUGCUGAGGACGCUGGCGUUGUUGGUGAUGCUGAGGACGCUGGCGUUGUUGGUGAUGCUGAGGACGCUGGCGUUGUUGGUGAUGCUGAGGACGCUGGCGUUGUUAGUGAUGCUGAGGACGCUGGCGUUGUUAGUGAUGCUGAGGACGCUGGCGUUGUUAGUGAUGCUGAGGACGCUGGCGUUGUUAGUGAUGCUGAGGACGCUGGCGUUGUUAGUGAUGCUGAGGACGCUGGCGUUGUUGGUGAUGCUGAGGACGUUGGCGUUGUUAGUGAUUCUGAGGACGCUGGCGUUGUUAGUGAUGCUGAGGACGCUGGCGUUGUUCGUGAUGCUGAGGACGCUGGCGUUGUUAGUGAUGCUGAGGACGCUGGCGUUGUUGGUGAUGCUGAGGACGCUGGCGUUGUUGGUGAUGCUGAGGACGCUGGCGUUGUUGGUGAUGCUGAGGACGCUGGCGUUGUUAGUGAUGCUGAGGAAGCUGGCGUUGUUGGUGAUGCUGAGGACGCUGGCGUUGUUAGUGAUGCUGAGGACGCUGGCGUUGUUGGUGAUGCUGAGGACGUUGGCGUUGUUAGUGAUGCUGAGGACGUUGGCGUUGUUAGUGAUGCUGAGGACGCUGGCGUUGUUGGUGAUGCUGAGGACGUUGGCGUUGUUAGUGAUGCUGAGGACGCUGGCGUUGUUGGUGAUGCUGAGGACGUUGGCGUUGUUAGUGAUGCUGAGGACGUUGGCGUUGUUAGUGAUGCUGAGGACGUUGGCGUUGUUAGUGAUGCUGAGGACGCUGGCGUUGUCGUCUGGUAA
This is a messenger RNA of Procambarus clarkii (red swamp crayfish), 1125 nucleotides long. Lineage: Eukaryota; Metazoa; Arthropoda; Malacostraca; Decapoda; Cambaridae. The record is from RefSeq and is a predicted model, not a curated record.